Messenger RNA from Knipowitschia caucasica, 804 nucleotides. NCBI's taxonomy places the organism in Eukaryota, Metazoa, Chordata, Actinopteri, Gobiiformes, Gobiidae. The record is from the annotation of a GenBank genome assembly.
AUGAAGUCCUCCUUAAAGACCAGUGAGGUGGCAGUCGGCCAGCUGGACAAACAGAAAAAUGAGCUGAAACGUGAAGUCUCGUCUUUGAAACAGGCUUUGGACACUGAGAAGAAUAAGGUGGAAGCACUGGAGAGAGAGAGACAGGAGCUGACAACAGAGGUGUCAGGCCUGAAGAAAGCUCUGAGUGAUUAUCAAACUCUGCAGCAGGAGAAGGUCGGCCUACAGUCUACUGUGAAAGACCUGAGGUUAAACCUGAGCCAAGAGAAGAGAGUCACUGAGACCCUCCGCUCAAAAUUGAAUGAGCUGAGCCACAAAAUACAGGAGGAGGUGGAGACAAGACAGGCUUUGAACCAGAAACUUGAAACAGUGUCAAGUGUUUUCAGGACUGCGAUCCAGAGAAGCCAAACUGUCAUGAAUUCUGCUGUGGCUCAGAAAGACCAUCUUGCAACAACAGUGGACCAAACAAACAAGGAAAUGGAGGCACUGAAACUCAAGCACUCAGAGAAGAUGAGUUCAGAGCAGCAGCAGAGGAGCCUCCUGCCAAAGAAGAUCCUGGAACUGCAGGAGGCUCUCAGAGAAAAGGAGGAGGAGCAGCAGCAGGAGGCUCUCAAAGCAAAGGAGAAGGAGCAGCAGGAGGCUCUCAAAGCAAAGAAGGAAGAGCUACAGGAGGCUCUCAAAAAAAGGGAGGAGGAGCUCCAGGAGUCUCUCAGAGAGGAGGAGGAACUGCUGGAUGUUCUAAGAGAAAAGAAGCGGGAGCAGCAGAAAAGGAGGAAGAGGAGGAGGUGGUUCUGCUGUGGCUUUUAA